Loxodonta africana (African savanna elephant) is the source of this 13362-nucleotide messenger RNA. Its product is annotated as protein kinase cAMP-dependent X-linked catalytic subunit. Gene Ontology annotation, biological process: peptidyl-serine phosphorylation; signal transduction. The transcript has 4 exons. Gene Ontology annotation, cellular component: cytosol; cAMP-dependent protein kinase complex. The record is from RefSeq and is a predicted model, not a curated record. NCBI's taxonomy places the organism in Eukaryota, Metazoa, Chordata, Mammalia, Proboscidea, Elephantidae. Gene Ontology annotation, molecular function: ATP binding; cAMP-dependent protein kinase activity. Bases 33 to 377 code for a protein of 114 amino acids.
UUGUCCCCGCCCGGCGCUCGGGAGCCGGGCGCAUGGGCGCAGCUGAUGACGCCGCCGCCGCGCCGCCCUCCGAGGCUGCGUUCGGGAAGCCUGGAUUCCAAGGAGCCGCCGGAGGGGGCCGCGACGACGAGACAGCCGGGGGGACCCCCGACGGAGCGCCGCGCCCCGAGGCGGGCUGGCUGCAGGAUUUGCACACACUUUCCACCAUGGGCACAGGCACCUUUGGGCGGGUGCGCCUGGUGCGGGAGAAGACGGCCAAGGGUUUCUUCGCGCUCAAGGUGAUGAGUAUCCCUGACGUCAUCCGCCUGAAGCAGGAGCAGCAUGUGCAGAAUGAGAAGUCAGUCCUGGGGGAGGUCAACCACCCCUUGUCUGGCUGAGCAACAGAUAACUAAGACAACUUGGAUGUCCCAUGAAACCACGUUCAUAAACCUCCAAACCAAGAAAACCAAAUACCACGCAAUUGAAGCAGUCUCAACAGGCGCUGUCCAGUUGGUUUUGACUCACAGCGACCCUGUGUACAACAGAACGAAAGACUGCCUGGUCCUGCACCAUCCUCACAAUCGUUGUUAUGCAUGAGCCCGUUGUCGCAGCCACUGUGUCAGUCCACCUCAUUGAGGGUCUUCCUCUUUUCCGCUGACCCUCUACUUCACCAAGCAUGCUGUCCUUCUCCAGGGACCGAUCUCUCCUGACAACACGUCCAAAGUAUGUAAGGUGCGGUCUCACUAUCCUUGCUUCUAAGGAGCAUUCUGGUUGUACUUCUUCCAAGACAAAUUUGUUCAUUAUUCUGGCAGUCCAUGGUAUAUUCAAUAUUCUUCUCCAGCCCCACAAUUCGAUGGCGUCAGUGCUUCUUCCGUCAUCCUUCUUCACUGUCCAGCUUUCACAUGCAUAUGGUGUGAUUGAAAAUAUCGUGGCUUGGGUCAGGCGCACCUUAGUCUUCAAGGUGACAUCUUUGCUCUUCAACACUUUAAGGAGGUCUUUUUUGUGAAGUUGGUAAUGUAUCCGUUGGGGUCUAUUACGUUUCUCCCACAUCUAAUCCUUAAGGUCAUUGUCAUAAUUAUCUCCUUUUGCAUGCCUCCAAGUAGUCGAAUUUGUUACUUUUGGUUUAUUUUCUGAUUUUAAUUUGCAAUGGCGCAGCAUUUCUCAGCCUUGAUUCUCUGGAAACAGCAGGUAGUCUUGGAAGUCGUGGGUUCCAAGAAAGCACCCAUGGAAUUGAAUUUUCAUUGUUAUGGACUAAAACAGCUAAUUUGAUGGGACUGGAGUCUCUGGGCGGGGCAAACAGUUGAUGUUCUCUGCUGCUAACUGAAAGUUUGGAGGUUUGAGUCCAUCCAGAGGCACCUCAGAAGAAAGGCCUGGUGAUCUACUUCCAAAAAAUCAGCCAUUGAAAACCUUACAGAGUAUAUCUAAUUGAAAACCCUAUGGAGUAUGUGUACUAUGACACACACAGGGGUGCCAUGAGUUGGGUCGAUUCAUGGCAACUAGAGCUGGAGACAAAUCUUCCAAUUGACUCUGGCAACCAAAGGUGCACUUUGGAGUAUCAUUCUGAACAAGGAAAGCCCUGUCAUAUAGGCCAAUAUCAUUUUUUCUACACUCAUAUCUUCUGUUAUUUCAGUGAAAGUGACAUGGGAAUUAUUUCUCAACUCUGAAUUUUUCAAUUCGGAUGACAAUGAUGAUGGAAAGAGUGGGGAUUAUUUCACAAUUAGGGCUGCUGACCUUCUAGUGCCUGAAUCAAGAACAGCCAGAGUCCCUGAGGUGUGUAACUGCUCCCUGUUGUAGUUAACUUUGACGUAGAACUAACUAACCAAUCCUCAUUCUAGAUUUCAGGAUUGUCAAUUACUGAUCAAGAUGGAAAUGGUAUGAUGGAUGGAGGUGCAGUGCUGUCUGCAAAAGAAAAAAAAUCUGAGCUAAGAAGUUGUGGGGUUAGUUAUGGGGCUGGUGGAGACGUGAACCUGAUAACUUUCAUAAAAACCAGUUGGCAUUGAGUCGACUCUGACUUGUGGCACCCCCAUGAGUGCCAGAGCAGAACCGUUGCUCCAUAAGGUUUUCAGUGGCUGGUUUUUGGAAGUAGAUUUCCAGGACUUUCUUCCUUGUCUGUCUUAGUCCGGAAGCUCAGUGGAAACCUGUUCUGUAUCAUAGUUACAUGGAACCCUGCAAUGACAGAUGGGCGGUGGCUGUGUUUGAGGUGCAUUGGUUGGGAAUCGAACCCUGGUCUCCAGGAUGGAAGGUGAAGAUUCUACCACUGAGUUACCACUGUUCCCAGUUAUUCCUAUUAUCCCAUAUAAAUGCUAUGCAAAUUAAAAAAAAAAAAUGGAAGAAAAAAAGGGUACAUAUUGAACCUGAAUUGGUGAAAUUGGGUUGUGAAGAGAACAUUAUUUGAAAUAUCAAUAAAAUAGUUUAAAAGUUACCCACUACCUGCUGCCAUCAAGUCAAUUCUGACUCAUAAUGACCGUAUAGGACAGAGUAGAACUGCCCCAUAGGGUUUCCAAGGAGCAGCUGGUGGAUUCCAACUGCUGACCUUUGGGUUAGAAGCCAUAGCUCUUAACCACUGCGCCACCAGGUUUUCCAAGUGUAAAAGUUAGUGAGGAAAGAUAAGCUGCUUUGAACCUUCUGAAGGAAUGCAUCGAGUAUGUUUUAAUACAGCUCUUAGAUAGAUUUGAGGCAUCACGUGUCAAAUGAUUUUGCCCUUAACCAACCCUGAGUACACAGAAUAAACUUAAUCUAACAUAAAACCAAAAAAAAAAAAAAAACCAAACCCACUGCCGUUGAGUCGAUUCCAACUCAUAACGACCCUAUAGAACAGAGUAGAACUGCCCGAUAGAGCUUCCAAGGAGCGCCUGGUGGAUUCGAACUGCUGACCUUUUGGUUAGCAGCCGUAGCACCUAACCACUACGCCAGCAGGGUUUCCUAAUCUAACAUAGUCUGUAGUCAAUUCCUCUGUAAUUCCAAACUAUUAUUAACACUGUCAUCUAUUGAACGAAAAAGCUGGAGUUGAUAAACAUCCCAACUCUUUUUAUUAAGUAUUUUGUUGUUGAGUCUCGUCUGACUCAUGGCGACUUACGUACAACAGAACGAAAUAUUGCCCGGUCCUGUGCCAUCUUCACGUUCAUUGACAUGUUUGAGUCCAUUGUUGGGGCUACUGUGUCAAUGCAUCUCAGGGAAGGCUUCCCUCAUUUUCACUGGCUCUCUACUUUACCAAAUGUGAUGUCCUUCUCCAGUGAUUGGUUUUUCCUGAUGACGUAUCCAAAGUAAGCAAGCUAAAUUCUUGCCAUCCUUUCUUCUAAGGAGCGUUCCUUCAAGACUGAUAUUAAGUAUUUUAUUUGGUGUUAAUUGUUUAUUAAGCAUCAGGUAUUUAUUAAACAUUUAUUAAGCUUUGAGUAAGGAUGAUGUAGGACCCCGCAAUGUUUCGUUCUGUUAUACAUGGGAUUGCUAUGAGUCGGAAUCAAUACCACGGCAUGUAACAACAACAACAACAAGAAGCAGUGUUGAGUAUCAAAUAUUUAUUAAUUUUAUUAAUAUUUAUUAAUUUGUUAAUUUUUUGGGUUUUAUUUAUUAAGUAUUCAACAUUCAAAAUAUCAUUAAAGAGAACUAAAAGUCACACGUUGUUUAACCAUAGAUUUCAGUGUGUCCUUUUUUAAUUACUUUUACAUAUUUACAUAUUAAAAAAAAACCCUGAUAUUCUGAAAAUAUCUUCAGUAAUGAGUUAUUAGCAAGAAUAUUUUUUGUUCUUUUAAAGUCAUUUUUAUAUUUUCCCUCCACAUCCACCUAAAUUCCUGAAAUGGCCAAAUGGCCCAUGGGAGAUUGACCGGGAGGCUGUUGAUAACAGAAAUGGUUUAUGGUCUUUACUUUCUGAGUUACUAUUAUUUUAUGAUGCUGUUAAAAUCGACCCAACAGAGAAAAAUAAAGUAGUGUGAAUGAGCCUGUCCAUUUCCAACAUAAAAGUCUGUUUCUUCAUCCUGCAGAAAACAUGAAUAAUAAAGACAAAGAAAGAAGAUAUUCAGGAAUUAAAUGAGCAUUUGAUGUUCCUUGGUAUACUUGGCUCUACAGAUGGGCUCCAGUAGGAAAUCAGGUCGCCAUUUCUUUGUAACAGGCCAACCCAUUGCCGUUGAGUUGACUCCAGCUCAUGGGGGCUGCAUGUGUAUCACAGUAGAAUUGUGCCCCGUAGGUUUUUUUUUCAUUCUUUAAAUUAAUUAAUUAAAUGUAUUGUUGUUGAGAAUAUACACAGCAAAACAUACACCAGUUCAACCUUUUCUAUGUGUGCCAUUUAAAUUACAUUGAUUAUAUCCUUUGAGUUGCUCAACCAUUCUUACCGUCCUUUUCUGAGUUGGUCCUCCUUCAUUAACAUAAACUCACUGCCCCCUGAGGUUCCUAUCUAAUCUUUUGAGUUGCUGUUGUCAAUUUGACCCCAUUUAGGUAGUUCUUCAAAAGAGCAUAAUACUCAAGGCAGAACUCUUUUUUACUAGUUAAUUUUUUUUUUUAAGCUAUUGUUUAGUUUUAAGAAGACUUCAGGGGAUAUUUUUGGUUUAAGGUUUAAAGAUUAUCUCAGGGCAAUAGUUUCAGUGGUUCAUCCACCCUCCAUGGCUCCAGAAAGUCUAGAGGCCAUGAGAAUUUGAAAUUCUGUUCUACAUUUUCCUCCUUUUGAUCAGGAUCCUUCUAUGGAAUAUUUGAUGAAAAUGUUGAGUAAUGAUAGCCAGGCACCAUCCAGUUCUGGUCUCGUGGCAAAGGAGGAAAUUAGCCACACAUUCCAUCAAAAAAACCCACUGUCAUCAAGUCAAUUGCAACUCAUAGCAACCCUAUAGGACAGAGUAGAACUGCCCCACCGAGUUUCCAAGGAGCGCCUGGUAGAUUCAAACUGCCGACCUCUUGGUUAGCAGCUGUAGCACGUAACCACUACGCCGCCAGGUUUCCAACAUUCCAUAUCCUCCUAUUCCUGCCUUUCCUUCUUCCUCUGCUGCUCCCAGUGAACAGAGACCAAUUCUUGUGCCUUGAAUGACCCCUUACAAGCUUUUUAAGAUGCCAGGCACUAUGUAACAAACUAGGAGGUAGGACAGAAGCACUAAACACGUUAUUAGGCCAGUUAACUGGGAUGCCCUGUGAAACAAUGUCCCUAAACCUCCAAACCAAGGAACCAAAUCCUAGGAGGUGUUUGGUUGUACAUAAGCAGCUUCAGCAGCUACUCUUUUUUUUUUCUUUCUGUCGUUGCUAUAAAUAUAUCUAUCAUAUGACUUUUGCCAAUUGAACUUUUUACAGGCAUACAACUGAUUGAUAGUAAUUACAGUAUUGGCUGUGCAGCCUUGUCCUUAAUGCGAUUAUUCCAUCACUAUUAACCCCCCCAUCCCCCUUCUUCCUGCCCCUGGUAGCCACUAAUGAACUCUGUUCUCUAUACAUUUGCCUUUUCUUGUCUUUUUAUAUAAGUGAGGUCAUAUAGUAUUUGUCUUUUUGUGAUUGGCUUAUUUUGCUCAGCAUUUUGUCUUCAAGCUCCAUCCAUACUGUAGCAUGUAUCAAGACUUCAUUUCUCCAACUGGUUGAGUCAUAUUCCAUUUUGUUUCUCCAUUCAUCUAUCGGUGGGCAUUUAGGUUGUUUCCACCUUUUGGCUGUUGUGAAUAGUGCUACAGAGAACAUUGGUGUACAAGUCUCUUUCUGAGUCUCUGCUUUCAAGUUUUUUUGGGUAUAUACCUAGGAGUGGGAGUGGAAUUGCUGGGUCAUAUGGUAGUUCUAUUUUUAGUUAUUCGAGAAAUCAGCACACUGUUUUCCACAAUGGCUGUACCAUUUUGCAUUCCCACCAGCAGUGGGUAAGGGUUCCAAUCUCCCCACACCCUUGCCAACGUUUGUUGUUUUCUGGAUUUUUUUUUUUUUUAAAUCUUAGCCAUCCUCCUGGGAGUGAAAUGGUAUCUUGUUGUGGUUUUGAUUUGCAUCUCUUUGAUGGCUAGAUGAUGCUGAAAAUCUUUUCAUGUGCUUGUUGGCCACUUGAAUGUCCUCUUUGGUGAAAUGUCUAUUCAAUUCCUUUAACCAUUUUAUGACUGUGUUGUCUUUAUGUUGUUGACUGGUUGAAGUUUUAUUAUAUCCAUAGGGUUUUCAAUGACUGAUUUUUUUGGCAGUAGGUUGCCAGGCCAUUCUUUCUAGGUGCCUCUGGGUGGACUUGAACACCUGACCUUUUUGUCAGCAGCCGAGCAUGUUGUUUGCACGCCCAGGAACUCCCAAACCAGUUGGUGUUGAGUCGACUCUGACUUAUGGCGACCCCGCAAGUAGAUCUGUGCUCCAUGGGGCUUUCAGUGGCUGAGAUUUUGGUGGUAGAUUUCCAGGCCUUUCUUCUGAGGUCUUCUGAUCCCUAGGUUAACGUUUUUUCCACCAGCCAUCUUUCUAGACAUUCCUGGUAUUUGUUAUCGGUAGUUGCCAUCUCGUCUGACAUUUUGUGGUGCUGUGGUGGCUUGCAUGUUGCUGUGAUGCUGGAAGCUAUGCCACCAGUGUUUCAAAUACCAGCAGGGUCACCCAUGUGGACAGGUUUCAGUGGAGCUUCCAGACUAAGACUAGGAAGAAAGGUCUGGCAAUCUAAUUCUGAAAACAAGCCAAUGAAAACUCUAUGGAUUGCCACAGAACAUUGUCUGAUAUAGUGCUGAAAGAUGAGCCCUCCAGAUUGGAAGGCACUCAAAAUACACAGACUCCACAACAAUGGAGUCAAACAGAGCAAUGAUCGUGAAGAUGGCACAGGACUGGGCAACAUUUUAUUCUGUUAUACGUGGGGUCACCAUGAGUUGGAGCCAACUCAAUGGCAACUAACAAGAUCAAUUGUUGAUGGUACAGCAAUUGACCAACCUAAUACCAGGAUUAUCUGGGAUCCAACAACAUACCUUGAAAAUUCAGAUGCUAAGCUCUGAUAAACAUAGCAGAUCCAGUGCUUUAGAAAAAUGACACUCCCAAUAAAUAUUCCGAAAUCUCAAAUGUCAAAUAGCUUAUCUAAAAUGAUUUGUUGGGGCAAAUAGGAUAAACUUAUUAUUAUGGAUUGAAUUGUGUCCCCACAAAAUAUGUGUUGUAAAUCCUAACCUCUGUGGUUAUAAUCUCAUUUGGGAGUCGGUUGUCUUUGCCAUGUUAAUGAGGCAGGAGUAGUGUAGGGUGUGUUUUGAGUCAAUCUCUUAAAAGAUGUAAAAAAAAAUCCCAGUGCCGUCAAGUCAAUUCCGACUCAUAAUGACCCUAUAAAGAUGUAAAAGGAGCAGAUUAAGGAAGCAGAGAUGGGGGAAGAUAGAUGCCAAGCCACAUAUAGCUCUCCAAGGAAAUAGGAAGCAGAAGCUGAAGAGACAAGGACCUUCCACUAGAGCUGACAGAGAGAAAGCCUCCCCCUAGAGCCAGCCUCCUGAAUUUGGACUUCUAGCCUCCUCAACCGCGAGAAGAUAAAUUUCUGUUUGUUAAAGCCACCCACUAGCGGUACUUCUGUUACAGCAGCACUAGGUAACUAAGACACCUAUGUUAGGGAAUGCAGGUGUCAUGGGUAGAAGAUUGCUUCAUUUUCUAAGUCAAGCCAAGUUAGCUAAUAUAAACCUCAAGAAGCAAAUUAAUUCAGAGCCAGUGAAGAAAGCACAGCAUUGAAUAAAACUCAGCAAUGAGUGAAUAUUCAAGACCUGUUGCUGCAAAGCAAAAUACAAAAAUUUCAAUUCAGAUGGAAUUUGCAAAUCAAAUGCAAUCGUGGUGCCUAACACAUUUCUAGGAGACCUCAAGAUGUACCAAAACAUCAAAUAGGAGCUGAGAUGUUUGUGAAAAGGGGUGUCCAUAGCACAAUGGUUAAGUGCUCAACUGCUAACUGAAAGGUCAGAGGUUUGAAUCCACCCAGCAGUACCUCAGAAGAAAGGCCUGGCAAUCUACUUCUGAAAAAUCAGGCAUUGAAAACCCUAUGUGCCUUGAGCAUUAUACUCAUUUAAAAACUAUAUGGGAUCAAACUGACAACAGCAACUCAAAAGAUUAGAUAGGAACCUUAGGGGGCAGUGAGUUUAUGUUAAUGAGGGAGGAACAACUCAGAAAAGGGGGGUGAGAAUGGCUGCACAACUCUGAGAAUGUCAUCAGUGUCACUAAAUUAUACAUGGAGAAACCAUUCAGAAAAAAAAAAGAAUGUUGGAAGAUUUCGAUAAAUGUAACAAAUGUCACUGAAUAAUUUGUGUGGAAAUUGUCAAAUGGGAACCUAACUUGCUGUAUAAACUUUCACCAAAAACUCAAUAAAAUACUAUUAAAAAAAAAAAAAAAGAAAGGAAAGAAAACCCUGUGUAAUACAGUUUUACUCUGACACACAUGGGGUUGCCAUGAGUUGGGGGAGACUUGAUGGCAACUGUUUUUUUUUUUUUUUGAAUAUAGAAAUAUAUAUAUAUUCAAAUAUUUUAUUGUUUUUGGUGAAGGUUUACAGGGGAUACAUUUUUUAACUCUUGAGCCACAGAGUUACAUUCUUUGAUAAAGAGAAAAAUGCUACAAAGGCUCUGCCCCUCUUGCUGGCAUGUCCACACACUUUUGUAAACUGUGCGCCCUCAACGUGUCAAGGAAAACUUGGAAAAGUUUCUCCAAGUUGGUUACUGUUCCCUUUCUCCAAGAGGAAAAACGUUGGAACGUUAGAGGGAGCUGUUGGUCUAUGGAAGAUAAAUGCCGGGAGCCCUGCCUAGCUCUCCUUCGUCCCAGAGACGAAAAAUAAACACAAAACAACCAGCACAGUUAGAGCGGGAGAGACAGGAUUAUCCGCAGUGAUGUCAUUAACAGGUCCUGUGACGUUGAAGUUGGGGACGGGACAGCAGGCCCCCCCCGCCAUACACACAGAAAUUGCGUGCAAAUAUCCGAGGAGCAAGCCCUCCAACGUUGAGCUUCUCAAGUCAGCAGGCUCAUCCAUCUCACAGACAGGAGGCGCUGCUCUCGGCUCCUUCAUUAGCUGCAAGGGGAUCCCCAGAUGCCUGGCUGCAGGGUGAGGCAAAAAGAGUCUGGGGGCAAGAAGAGGUGUGUGUGUGUGUGUGUGUGUGCGCGCGCACGCGCGCACUCGCUCAUAACGUUAAAGAGAAAAACUGCUCGGUGAACUCCCAUCUAAUCAUCAAAGGGAAAAGAGGGCCAACUGUUGUUGUCAUUGUGGUUGUUAGGUGAUAUCGAGUCGAUUUCAACUCAUAGCGACCCUAUAUACACAGAAUGAAACACUGCCUGGUCCUGCUGGUCCAUCCUCACCAUCAUUGUUAUGCUUGAGCCCCUUGUUGCAGCCACUGUGUCAAUCCAUCUCGUUGAGGGUCUUCCUCUUUUUUGCUGUCCCUCCACUUUACCAAGGAUGAUGUCCUUCUCCAGGGACUAGUUCCUCCUGAUAACAUGUCCAAAGUAUGUGAGGCACAGUCUUGCCAUCCUUGCUUGUAAGGAGCAUUCUGGCUAUGCUUCUUCCAAGACAGAUCUGUUGGUUCUUUUGGCCCCCCAAAACAGUCCAUAGUAUAUUCAAGAUUCUUCACCAACAGCAUAGUUCAAAUGCAUCGAUUCUUCUUCAGUCUUCCUGAUUCAUUGUCCACAUUUCGCAUGCAUAUGAGGUGACUGAAAAUACCAAGGCUUGGGUCAGGUGCACCUUAGUCCUCAAAGUGACAUCUUUGCUCUUCAACACUUUAAAGAGGUCCAUUGCAGCAGAUUUGCCCAGUGCAAUGUAUCGUUUGAUUUCUUGACUCCUGCUUCCAUGGGUGUUGAUUGUGGAUCCAAGUAAGAUGAAAUCCUUGACAACUUCAAUCUUUUCUCCGUUUACCAUGAUGUUGCUCAUUGGUCCAGUUGUGAGGAUUUUUGUUUUAUGUUGAGGUGUAAUCCAUACUGAAGGCUGUGGUCUUUGAUCUUCAUUAGUAAGUGCUUCAAGUCCUCUUCACUUUCAGCAAGCAAGGCUGUGUCAUCUGCCUAACACAGGUUGUUAAUGAGUCUUCCUCCAGUCCUGAUGCCAUGUUCUUCUUCAUAUAGUCCAGUUUCUUGGAUCAUUUGCUCAGCAUACUUGUUGAAUAAGUAUGGAGAAAGGAUACAACCCUGAUGCACACCUUUCCUGAAACAUAGUAUCCACCUUGUUCUGUUUGAAGGACUGCCUCUUGAUCUAUGUACAGGUUCCUCAUGAGCACAAUUAAGUGUUCUGGAAUCCCCGUUCUUCACGGUGCUAUCCAUAAUUUGUUAUGAUCCACAUAGUCAAAUGCCUUUCCAUAGUCAAUAAAGCACAGGUAAGCAUCUUUCUGGUAUUCUGUGCUUUCAGCCAAGAUCUAUCUGACAUCAGCAAUGAUAGCCCUCAUUUCGCAUCCUCAUCUGAUUCAGGCUUGCAUUUCUGGCAGUUCCCUGUCAGUGUACUGCUGUAACCACUUUUGAUUCAUCUUCAGCAGAAUUUUGCUUGUGUGUGACAUUGAUGUGUGUGUAUCGCUCAAUAAUUCCUGCAUUCUGUUGGAUCACCGUGCUUUGGAAGGAGUACAAAUAUGGAUCUCUUCCAGUCAGUUGGCCAGAUCUUCCCAAUUUCUUGGCAUAGAUUUGUGAGCACCUCCAGCACCACAUCUGUUUGUUGAAACAUCUCAGUUGGUAUUCUGUCAAUUCCUGGAGGCUGUUUUAUCAUCUUCAAUUCCAUAUGUUUACCUGUUCAGAUUUUCUGCGUACUGUACCACCCUAUGUUGGGAGAUCACAUUCUACAAUACGCAAACCUUUUUUUAUUGUUAAAAUGAAGCCACAUAUCUCCAAACUGGGGCAAAGUUGCAACAUUGCCAUUGGGGUUGUUGGGUGCCGACGAGUAGAUUCUGACUCAUGAUGACUCCAUGAGACAGAGGGGAACUGCCCCAUAGGGUUUUCUAGGCAGUAAUCUUUACAGAAGCAGAUUACUAGGAUUUUCUUCCAUGGAGCCACUGGGGAGGUUCAAAUUGUCAACCUUUCUGUUAGCAACUCAGCGCUUAAGUGUUGCACCGCCAUAUCAAAACAAAAAACAAAACAGCCCGUUGCCGUCGAGUCGAUUCAGACUCAUAGUGACCCUAUAGGACAGAGCAGAACUACCCCAUAGAGUUUUCAAGGAGCACCUGGUGGAUUCGAACUGCCACCAGGGUUUCUGUUGCACCACCAGGGCUCCUUAAAAUUGCCAUUAGCCACUUGAUAUAAAAUGUUUGUUCUCGCCAAGUGUUCAAAGCUUCCUGCGCAGAAAAGUGGUCCCAAGAAAGCAGGGCAAUAGAGGUGCAGUUUUUUAUUUUUUUGUCUUUGUAUUUUCAUCAAGGAUUGUCAUCCUUGGUUGAUAAUUCUCUGGAGUGACUCUUAAUUAAUGACUGUUCCUUUUUUUUUUUUUAAUGUGAAUUUUUGUUUUUAAUUGGGAGAUAGGUUGGGAAAUAUUGCCUUGGGUAUACCCCCCAGGGAAUGUCCAUUGUCUAGUCUAACCUUUUGGGAUGGUUUUUCAGGAUCACUAGCUGGUUCCUCUUUGGAGAAAGAUUUCGUCCUCUUGGGGAAAUGUGUGCUGACAGGCGUCACUUUGAGAUCACUACUAAGCAGUUCGUCCUUGGAAAGAUUUCCUUUUCUUGGGUUGGGAGAGAGCAGAGCUAGAUGGGUCUCCCAUUCCAUUUUCUGUGGGAUCCUCCUUGGACCUUUGGUUUUUCUUCUUUUUGGGUCUUUCACCCAUCUCCUCACACUCCUCAGGAGCACUACUGCUGUUGUAACUGAACGAGGGCCCUCGUCCUGUCCUAUUAGCUGAUCAAAAUAAGACUGACGCCACACCACCAGUUGUAAGGGAAACAGAAAGUGGAAAUUUAUUGUUUGUGCAAAUAAGGAGCAACGUGAGGCCUAGCAGCUGAAAGACCACACGCUCUCUCAGCCCCAGGGGAGCUUGGAGCUUUUAUGCCCGCCAGUCUCCAAGGGGCGGGAUUGGCACCCAAAAUCUGACACCCGGUCCCUCCCACGUCCAUAUUUGGAGAUCUGGGUGCUGAGUCAUUUGCAAACGAAGGGAACUUUCACUUGGCAAGCUGGCUCAGGUGCAGCUGUGUGCCAGAUAACACCUUCCUUUCCAACGAAGUUCAGGUCUGGGGUCAAGUUCUGGGCCGUGGCUCUUCAGGUCCUGCACAUGGGCUGAAAUCUCGGUUUGCUCAGGUGUGGAAUUUCAGCGCCAGAUUCAAACAGUGGUGGGCUGCGGGGGUGGGGGGGAACUCCGGCGGAGAGGCAGAUGCCUUGGUGGUGGCUUCACUGUGACUGUUCCUGCUUUCGACAUUUCAAGGAUGACAUGUCAAGCAAAUAUUCCUUGCUCAAGAUGCUAUCGAAAAGUUUGAGCAGUGUUGUUUUUGUUAGUUGCUGUCACGACAGCCAACAACUCGUGGUGACCCCACGUGCAGUGGAACAAAACACUGCCCACUCCUGCGCCAACCCUGAGAUCAUUUGGAAAUCAGACCAUUGUGAUCCAUAGGGUUUUCACUGGCUGAUUUUGGGAAGUAGAUCCCCAGUCCUUUCUUCCUAGUCUUAGUCUGGAAGCUCCUUGGAAACCUGUUUAGCAUCAAACCAAUGCAUGGUGGUGGCUGCGCAUGACGCGCAUUGACUGGAAAUCGAACCCAAUCUGGUGCAUGGAAGGUGAGAAUUCUACCAGCGAACCACUACUGUCCCUCUUGAAAGGGAAUAUAGAGGCAUAAAGCCUUCACAUUUAAUGACAAUGGAUUUAUUUCUUCUAAAGAGAAAGGAACCUAUUUAAUUGUACUUGUAGUAGCUGAGUGUCUUUAUCCAGCUGAUUUUCAUCAUCUGGACCACAGGAAUUUGUAGAUUAUGUAUCUCUCUGGCGUCCCUUUGAUAUUCCAGCUGUGUAGAUUUAUAACUCAAAAGAGUUUUAUUUAUUUUUUCCUAUGAGACGUUUAUCUUCUUCAAGACAACUUUCUCACCUCGGAUACCUAGUGGACUGCAGACCGCGCUAGAUGCUGUCAUUUCAAGCACAAUCACCUUCAAUUUUGUUGAGAGCCACAGCCCCAGGUGGUGUUAAUAAAGAAACACGGAGAAACAUUCAAACCCUGGUUCUGCAUCUCAUUUGUUUACUGCAGGAAGCCAGGAAAUUGGCUAGAGCAAGAUAUUCAUGUGAAAAAUAGAGAUUUGGGGUAUCCCUGGAAGUCACGGAACAGAAUCCAUAUUUUUUUUUCUUUUUUUAGUUUUAUUUAUUUUGUUGUUGUUGAGAAUAUACACAGUAAAGCAUAUACCAGUUCAUCAGUGAAACACUGAUGACAUUCUUUAAGUUACCAUUCUCACCCUCCCUUUCUGAGUUGUUCCUCCUUCAUUAACAUAAACUUACAGUCCUCUAAGGUUGCUAUCUAACCUUUCUAGUUGCUAUGCUCAAUCUGAGCCCUGGUGGAGCAGUGGUUAAGAACUACGGCUGCUAAUCAAAAGGUCGGCAGUUUGAAUUCACCAACCGCUCUUUAGAAA